Molecule: messenger RNA, 1080 nt
Organism: Neospora caninum
Lineage: Eukaryota; Apicomplexa; Conoidasida; Eucoccidiorida; Sarcocystidae
Exons: 8
Coding region: 1-1080 (359 amino acids)
Cellular component (GO): membrane
Source: RefSeq, a predicted model, not a curated record
AUGGCGUUCGACUUGGAUGCAGAGCCUUCACCAACUUUCGGACCCGUGGCUCUGCGCAGCGCGGCCAUCGUCCUGGUGAACUCGACUCAGCCCCUUCUGGUGGACCUCCUUCGUUACCACGGGGGAGCAGAGCCCACAACUCUCCUAUACCUUUUGCCGACGUACUUGGGCAUGGUAUUUGUCGGCCUCGCGUCGAAGACCAGGAAAAGCAUCUGGAACGAGAAGUGGGGAAGAGCGUCCCUCCUCUGCCUGUGCGAUUUGCUACACCAAAUUGCUGAAAAAGCGGGUCUCGUUUUCGCAGGCAGCGCUGCGUAUACCAUCACUGCGAGUUGGUCAACUGUAUGGACAGCUCUGUUGUCGCUGCUUAUUCUUCGGAAGCGACUCCAAAAGCACCAGUGGCUAGGCAUUCUUCUCAUCUGCAUUGGCUUCUCCGUGAAGGCCGCGCAAAUCAACUUCACGCGCACAAACUACGAGGCCAUAGGGAUUCUCUUGACUCUCUUUGCUUCGGUUCUGCAUGGCUUAUCUUUCGUUCUGAAUGAGAAGUACAUGACGGGCGAGCAUCGAAUCGAGGGCCCAAAUCUCGUGGGCAUGUGCGGAAUGAUCAGCAGCACAGCCGUCGCCAGCUGGAUUCUCGUGUGGACGGUGCCUCAGUGGGACGUGCGCGUGCGAGGCUCCAUUGCCAGCAAGGGCGGAUCGAUUACAGUCGUCGCCGCUGUCCACGUGGCUCUGUUCCUCCUCUCGGUCCUCCGGUCGGCGACGCUGUGGUACCUCUUGAAACACGUCGGCGCAGUGUCUUCCGGGAUCCUCAAGGGAGCGCGGACAGCCGUGGUGUUUCUCCUCAGCCACGUCUUCUACUGUCACCUGCAGGAGUCGCAGUGCAUGACGUCGGUUAAGGCUCUCUCCGUCGUGCUCUGCGUUGCAGGCGUGCUGGUAUAUUCCGUCGGCGACCGCCUCGUGUCUCGCGAACUGUUUACCCGCGAGAAGCCCGCGCCAGGGAAAGCCUCUUUCGCCACUUCGCACUCCUCACUUCCGCCUCCCCUCCCUUCGAGCAACAAACACCACGCCCGAAAGCGACACUAA